This is a messenger RNA of Pimephales promelas (fathead minnow), 654 nucleotides long. The record is from RefSeq and is a predicted model, not a curated record. Lineage: Eukaryota; Metazoa; Chordata; Actinopteri; Cypriniformes; Leuciscidae.
AUGGAAGUCAAUGAGACCAGAAACUACGACAAUCUGUCUCCAAGAGGAACUGCCACUCAGUCAACGACACACUUUGGUAAGUCAGCGGACCUCGCCAUUGACGGUGAGAAGGAUUUCUCCGCAUCGUCUGGAUCUUGUGCCGUAACCAGUUUCGAGGAAAACCCGUGGUGGAGGCUGGAUCUCCAGGCGUCACAUCGAGUGAACAUCGUGGUCGUCACUUACAGACAGGACUGCUGUCUCGAUAGAUGGAACGAUGUUGAAAUCCACUUCGGAGACUCUCUGCAGAACAACGGAAACGACAAUCCCAGAUGUACCGUGAUCUCAGUUGAUCCGCUAACUAGCGGCGUCACGUACUCCUGCGGUGAUCGGGAUGGUCGGUUCAUAAACGUCCUCCUUCCUGGAAGGAUGAUCUACCUCCCGGUGUGCGAGGUGGAAGUGUACGAAUCAGUUUCUUUAGAUUAUAGAAAACGAUCGGUCAUGAGGCUAGCGUUUAAAUCCAGCGCUAAUCUGAUCGACCCGACAGUGGCGGAUCAAGUGCUUAAAGAGUUGACGUCAGCGCUGGCUCUGAGAGGAAUCACCAAUGUGACACUGAGCUGGUCUCAAACUCCUGAAGAAGAAGUGAUCCAACGACGAGUCGAAAACGAUUCCUGCUAA